AUAUAAACUCGGGAAAUGUUUAUUAAACGAUUUCACAAAGAACCACAAUUUUCGAAUUUUCCCCUGUGCAAAUACUCCAGUUCAAACGUAACCUCACAUUUAAACGUCAAAACAUGGUUGAGGAUUUUGACAUAUCGCCACACAGUCAGUUGGCAGACGAUUUGCUAUAUCGAUUUCAGUUUUAGAGAGUUUAGCGUUUUAAGAAUGUCUUCCGACCACCAAGACCCUCCGUUGAAAGCUAUUGCCGGACUUAUUCACGAUGUCAAAAGAGGGAAACUCGAAGGCUCCUACAACAUCACCGUGAAAACUCUGGAUAUUCUGAAGAAAAUCAUUUCCGUCUGUGAUUGGAAGAGUGCCGAGGAACUCAUGAAACUUAUUCGGACGCAAGGGAAGAUCUUGGCAUCUGCACUGCCUCAAGAGGUCGUCACGGCGAAUAUUACGCGGAGAAUAAUCAAACUAAUUCGGGAAGAGUACGAUUUGUUGCAAGCGAAGGUUCAUCAGAUUACUGAUGACUCGCAAGCCUCCCUUCACAAGCUCGUUACGCAGACAAGUGACAACGACAUCAGCCGAGAUUACUCGAAACCUCAGGAAGGAUUGCGGGAGGCCCUCCUAGAUCACCUUCAAGAAAUAGAAACUGAAAUGGAAACCUGUUCGGAAAACGUAUCCGCUCAAGCCGAAGAACACAUUCACACUUCAGAAGUCAUCCUUACUCUAGGUCAUUCAAGGAGUGUCGAAAACUUUUUGAAACGGGCUGUGAAAAAACGCGAGAACUUAACAAUUAUCAUCGCCGAAUGCGCGCCAGCCUGCCGGGGUCACCACUUGGCAGCCAAUCUAGCCACAGGCAGUGCGGAAAUUGUUGUAAUUCCAGAUUCAACAAUUUUCGCAAUGAUGUCGCGAGUAAAUAAAGUGAUAAUUGGAACCCAUAGCGUGCUGGCAAACGGUGGUUUGCGUGCUGCCUGCGGCGCCUACACAGUCGCUCUUGCAGCGAAACAUUAUUCAGUGCCAGUCAUUGUUCUGGCUCCAAUGUACAAGUUGUCUCCCGUGCAUAUGUGCAACGUAGAACAGGAUGCUUUCAAUUUAGUGGAAUGUGCCGAAGGAGUGAUUCCUUACAAUUCACUGGCCGCCAAAUUUGCGAAAGUUUACAGUCCAAUCUUCGAUUAUGUGCCGCCUGAAUUGGUGACGCUGUUUAUUUCUAAUAUGGGUGGACAUGCGCCUUCUUAUGUGUACAGAUUAUUAAGUGAAUUGUAUCAUCCGGAAGAUUAUGAGCUUUAAAAUAAAUACGAUUUUUUCAAGGAGCUGA
This is a messenger RNA of Hermetia illucens (black soldier fly), 1300 nucleotides long. It is a transcript of the gene eIF2Bbeta, whose product is annotated as translation initiation factor eIF-2B subunit beta. Gene Ontology annotation, cellular component: eukaryotic translation initiation factor 2B complex. NCBI's taxonomy places the organism in Eukaryota, Metazoa, Arthropoda, Insecta, Diptera, Stratiomyidae. Bases 16 to 1272 code for a protein of 418 amino acids. Gene Ontology annotation, molecular function: translation initiation factor activity; guanyl-nucleotide exchange factor activity. Gene Ontology annotation, biological process: translational initiation. The record is from RefSeq and is a predicted model, not a curated record. The transcript has 7 exons.